Molecule: messenger RNA, 969 nt
Organism: Penicillium verrucosum
Lineage: Eukaryota; Fungi; Ascomycota; Eurotiomycetes; Eurotiales; Aspergillaceae
Exons: 3
Coding region: 1-969 (322 amino acids)
Source: RefSeq, a predicted model, not a curated record
AUGGGUGCCAAUGCCCGAGGACACACAUACAUUGCUGUAGGCACAGCGCUUGUCGUAUUGUCUACGGUUAUUGUGGGCAUUCGCGUUGCUGCGCGAGGGAUCAAGUCAACCUUGGGAUGGGACGACUAUGCCAUAUGUCUGUCGAUUGUCCUGGCAUACACCAUGCUGGGGGAAGCAAUCUACUGUAUAUGUUUCUUCGCAAACGAAAUCUCAUACACCCUCCUUGUGCCAUCCAUAAAAGUCUCGAUCCUCUUGCUCUACCGCCGAAUCUUCAGCGUUCCCAAAUUCCGACUCGUCAGUCUAGUGACCGGCUGCCUAGUCCUAUCAUGGUGUCUUGCCGUCUUCAUCACCGUCCUCCUUCAAUGUCGUCCGAUCUCUCUGAACUGGAACAAAGAGCAGGCUGGCACUUGCAUCAACCCAAAACCAUUCUUCUUCGGCAACGCGAUAUCCAAUCUCCUCAUUGACGUGGUCAUCCUCGCUUUGCCUAUCCCGAUGGUUUUCCAACUUCAACUACGCCUAUCGCAGAAGCUGACCGUUUUGGGUAUCUUCCUUCUCGGUGGAUUGUGCGUUUACCUAUCUCCUACCCCUACGGAAUACAAGCUUAUAGAGGAUAGUGUCUGUGUCGCGAGUGUUAUGCGCGUGGUUACGCUCAAUAUUUUUGAGAAUAAUGAUAUAUCCUAUUCUAUCAUGGAGGCCGCUACCUGGACCUUCGUCGAGCCUUGCGUUGGUAUUAUUUGCGCUUGUUUGCCAACUAUGCGUCCGUUGUUGCGAGCCCUGUGCUGUUCAUUCUCGUGGAGUACGGGGGAUUCUAAGGAUGCGCCUGUUGGGAAUAACCAUCGCAUGCAAAGGAUAUCUACGUCUCCAAAGAACGCUAAUGAUGAAGUAUGGGGCCAUGACCGGUUCGAUGAUGAAUAUGCGUUGACGGCAGAAGGCUCGAAAUCGAGGGUCCAUGUGCAUGACGCUUUAUAG